Molecule: messenger RNA, 882 nt
Organism: Ramularia collo-cygni
Lineage: Eukaryota; Fungi; Ascomycota; Dothideomycetes; Mycosphaerellales; Mycosphaerellaceae
Product: probable 3-oxoacyl-[acyl-carrier-protein] reductase 1
Exons: 5
Coding region: 1-882 (293 amino acids)
Source: RefSeq, a predicted model, not a curated record
AUGUCCAACAACAAUGAUUCCUUCAAAUUGGAAACCGUCUUCAAUGUCACUGGCAAGACUGCCUUGAUUACUGGCGGUGGAUCGGGAAUCGGUCUGAUGGCCACACAGGCUCUUGCUGUCAACGGUGCCAAAGUGUACAUCGUGGGACGUACCAAGGAGAAGCUCGACACGGUGGCGAAGACUUAUGGACAGGGUAUUUCCGGGCAAAUCAUCCCACUCGUCGCAGACGUGUCCAAGAAAGCCGACAUCGCAAAGCUUUACGAGGAGAUCUCCUCCAAGGAAUCACACCUGGAUAUCUUGGUCAACAAUGCCGGAAUCUCCACCAAGACCUUCAAGACGGAGUCCUCUAGUGCCGAGGAGAUGAGGAAGAACUUGUUUGACAACGAGGAAGCCACAUUCGAGGACUGGGAUGAUGUGUACCGCACAAAUGUUUCGCAGAUUUACUUCAUGACCACCUGCUUCUUACCCCUCCUGCAGAAAGCGACAGGAAAAACGCACGGAUGGUCUGCUACUGUGCUCAACAUCUCAUCCAUGUCUGGAGAGGUCAAGACGAUGCAGCAUCACCCUCAGUACAACGCCAGCAAGGCUGCAACCAUCCAUUUGACAAAGAUGCUCGCAAAUGAGAUCCAGCAAAACGGCCUCAAGAUUAGAGYCAACUCCAUCGCUCCGGGAGUCUUCCCCUCGGAGAUGACGGCCGGAGAGAGCGACGAGCAGCAGAAGUCUCACAUCGAAAAGGAGAAGUACGAGGACAAGACGUCCGCUCAGCGUCCUGGCAACGACAAGGAUAUGGCAGGUGCUGUGCUCUUUGUCGUGACCAACCAGUACCUCAACGGCAAGACCGUGACAGUUGACGGCGGGUACGAGCUUGUUGCGGGUACCUAG